AUGUAUUACGAUUUACAUCCCAAGUUAAGGAAGCUAGGAUCUUUGGUGGCUAGUCCUCUUGAUUUGAAAGACCAAUAUGGAAGACUUCUGAUUGUGUUGAAUACUGAUGUAGAAUAUGGAGUUUUGAACACCUUGGUCCAGUUCUAUGAUUCAGCGUAUAAGUGUUUCACUUUCCCUGAUUAUCAGCUUGCACCUACUCUAGAGGAGUAUUCCUAUUACACAGGCUUCCCUGUAUCAUAUCAUAUACCUUUCAGUGGUUUAGAGGAGAUUCCUAUGUCUCAUGUCAUUGGAGAGUAUUUGCAUUUGAGAAAAGGGGAUAUUGAUGCUAAUCUUAUGACUAAAGGAGGUAUUCUUGAUCUACCUGCUAAGUUCUUGAUGGAGAAGGCUUCUACUAUUGCUAGUAUUAGGAGUAUGGUUGCUUUCGAAGUUAUUCUCGCUUUUCUUAACUAUGACAUAAUCUUGUUCCCUAAUGUUGACAACUUUAUGGACAUCAAUGCUAUCCAUAUUUUUCUGAUUCAGAAUCCAGUUCCUACUUUGCUCGUAGAUACCUACUAUUAUAUCCAUUACAUAACAAAGAAGAAAGGAGGAAUUGUUAUGUGUUGUGCACCUUUACUGUACAAGUGGUUUAUUGCACACUUGUCACAAUCCAGCUUAUUUAAGGAUAACAAGGAGUGUUUGAGGUGGUCUUAG
Molecule: messenger RNA, 690 nt
Organism: Lathyrus oleraceus (garden pea)
Lineage: Eukaryota; Viridiplantae; Streptophyta; Magnoliopsida; Fabales; Fabaceae
Exons: 2
Coding region: 1-690 (229 amino acids)
Source: RefSeq, a predicted model, not a curated record